AGGCUCAGCUGCCUUCCAGCCCUGUCCCGGGGGGCAGCCCCUCCCAGCCAAUAGCACAGCCCGGGCUCCCCCCUAUAUAAGGCCAGGGCUGUGGGCCUUUCCUUCGGGUCAGUGUUGCCUCCAGGACACAGACAGCCCCUGUCAGCACAUCCCAGCCAGCCCACCAGGUCCCCCACGCCGCCACCAUGCCGUUCAGUAACACCCACAACAAACACAAGCUGAACUUCAAGUCUGAGGAGGAAUACCCAGACCUCAGCAAACAUAACAACCACAUGGCCAAGGUACUGAACCCCGAGCUCUACAAGAAGCUGCGGGACAAGGAGACGCCCUCUGGCUUCACUCUGGACGACGUCAUCCAGACAGGUGUGGACAACCCAGGUCACCCCUUCAUCAUGACCGUGGGCUGUGUGGCUGGUGACGAGGAGUCCUACAUGGUUUUCAAGGACCUCUUUGACCCCAUCAUCCAGGACCGGCACGGGGGCUACAAACCCACCGACAAGCACAAGACCGACCUCAACCACGAGAACCUCAAGGGUGGAGACGACCUGGACCCCAACUACGUGAUCAGCAGCCGCGUCCGCACGGGCCGCAGCAUCAAGGGCUUCUCGCUGCCCCCCCACUGCUCCCGCGGUGAGCGCCGGGCCGUGGAGAAACUCGCCGUGGAAGCCCUCAACAGCCUGACGGGAGAGUUCAAGGGGAAAUACUAUCCUCUGAAGAACAUGACAGACAAGGAACAACAGCAGCUCAUCGACGACCACUUCCUAUUUGACAAGCCCGUGUCCCCGCUGCUGCUGGCUUCAGGCAUGGCCCGAGACUGGCCCGAUGCCCGUGGCAUCUGGCACAAUGACAACAAGAGCUUCCUGGUGUGGGUGAACGAGGAGGACCACCUCCGAGUCAUCUCCAUGGAGAAGGGGGGCAACAUGAAGCAGGUUUUCCGCCGCUUCUGCUUGGGGUUGCAGAAGAUUGAGGAGAUCUUCAAGAAAGCCGGCCACCCCUUCAUGUGGAAUGAGCACCUGGGCUACGUGCUCACCUGCCCAUCUAACCUGGGCACCGGGCUGCGUGGAGGCGUGCAUGUGAAACUAGCGCACCUGAGCAAGCAUCCCAAAUUCGAGGAAAUCCUCACUCGUCUGCGCCUGCAGAAGCGGGGCACAGGUGGCGUGGACACGGCCGCCGUGGGCUCAGUGUUCGACGUGUCCAACGCCGAUAGGCUGGGCUCGUCGGAGGUAGAACAGGUGCAGCUGGUGGUGGAUGGUGUGAAGCUCAUGGUGGAGAUGGAGAAGAAGCUGGAAAAGGGCCAGUCCAUCGACGACAUGAUCCCCGCCCAGAAGUAGGCGCACUGCCCGCCCGCCGCCGACUGCUGGAGCCCCAGCCAAAGGGAGGACCCGGCCCACCGGAGGCCCGCCCUUCAUCCUUUGCCCCGCCCCUUUCUCCCGGAGUCCCGCCUAUAAAGGUUUAGUCUACCGGGGGCUCUAUCCACCCUCCUUCGAGUUCCAGUUCCAACCAGAGUUCCAACCAAUGGGCUCCAUUCUCUGGGUUCUGGCCAAUGAAUAACCUCCCUUAUGCUCUCCUCUCUUUUUCCCUGAGCUCCGCCCACCAUCAGGCACUCUGGCUGAUGGAGAACACCCGGGCUCACCUGCGGCUCAUGCUUUUUCUCCGCUCAAAGCAACAAAUAAAAGCAAUGGUGGCCUUA
Molecule: messenger RNA, 1690 nt
Organism: Lagenorhynchus albirostris (white-beaked dolphin)
Lineage: Eukaryota; Metazoa; Chordata; Mammalia; Artiodactyla; Delphinidae
Gene: CKM
Product: creatine kinase, M-type
Exons: 8
Coding region: 186-1331 (381 amino acids)
Biological process (GO): phosphocreatine biosynthetic process
Molecular function (GO): creatine kinase activity
Source: RefSeq, a predicted model, not a curated record